Messenger RNA from Dreissena polymorpha, 1974 nucleotides. RefSeq lists its product as uncharacterized. Lineage: Eukaryota; Metazoa; Mollusca; Bivalvia; Myida; Dreissenidae. The record is from RefSeq and is a predicted model, not a curated record. The coding region runs from base 43 to 1326 and encodes 427 amino acids. The transcript is spliced from 8 exons.
UGUCUGUUUUCAGCUGAUUGUGCACGUGGCGAGGGUCUGAACAUGGUCACAAAACAGUGUGUGAAGUGUCCCAUCAGACAGUACAAUAACAAGACUGGUGAAAAUAUCAACCUUUGCAAGAUUUGUCCAGCAGGAAAGACCAAUGCUAAAACUGGACAGCCAGAUUGUCCACUUACUGUGACAUCACCAUUUGAACGCAAGUUUGUAAACAUAAUGAUUAAGCUAAAGUACAAACUGGCAAUAGAUGAUUGCAACAUGUCUCCUGACAUAGUGGUCUCCUUCAGAACAGCUAUUGGGAAAGCACUGAGAGACUUGUUUUUAUUUAACAAGAACAACCGAUACAACGGAGAUUAUUCCUUCUGUCGCGGGGAUUGUGAGAAUAUCAUUGUGGACGAAGACCUGAAAUCUUGUUUCAAAGUCAGUUCUGUGAGAAGGAAGCGGGAGUUUGAUCAUGAGCUCUUGUUCACAGUCACAUUUAAUAACGUCAGUACCCAGAUACCUGACCCAAAAGAUGGCAAUGUGGAGUUGUUGACAAGUGAUGUUAUCGCUCAGAUAUUGUUGUUUAACCAAGGGUCACUGACCCCUGAGAGUCAAGCUCGUGUCAUGCAGUAUCAAUCCAACACUGGACUUACUGCAGUUGGAAUCUGUGGGGAUGGAACGUCUUGGGUAGACCCUCAGUGUGUGCUGUGUCAAGCUGGAUCUGCUGGCACAUCUGGUAAUUGCCUGCAGUGUGGCCCCGACACCUAUCAGGAUGCUGCUGGUCAGACGACAUGCAAACCAUGUCCUGAAAACACAUUCCAUAAUGUCAAUGGAGCAGCAAACAACAAGUCUUGUGAAGAUUUUUGCACCAAGAACCCGCUGUACUGCAACAAUGGUGGACGAUGUGUCACGACUGGUCGCAGAACAGCUAUGUGCAACUGUUAUGAUGACAAUGAAGGAGACAGAUGUCAGUCAAAGAAGGAGCCACAAUCAACUCUCCCUGUAAUCCUGGGAGCAGCCAUUGGAGGAGGUGGUGGUCUCUUGGUCCUCAUACUGGUCAUGGUAGGACUCUACAAGUGUCUCUCUACCAAGGGCCCCAGAAGUGAGAAGAGGUAUGCGCCAGAACAUAUGGACUAUGACAACUACGGUCCUGUGUUCUACGACAAUCCGGUAGGAAGCCUUGGUCGUAUCCCGGCCAUUGGGUAUCCCACUGCAGGGCACCAAAUUAAGGAAACCAGCUUUGACCAUGGUUCCCAGAAUGGUGCGUACCAGUGGAGCUCCCACGAAGGCCGCGCAGGCUGGGAUAUGUAUGAGGGACAAGGGCCCCAGACAAGAUGGGAAACAUAGUGCCAUUUAUUCAUGUUCAAAUAAGCGUUUCCAGAAGGGAAAUGCAGGACAAAACGUUGCUUAGAAAUUUGAAUCCAUUUAGGAGUAAAUGUGUUAAAUAUUACUAAAUAGAGAUGGAUUCAAUAAUUAUAUGCUUAUGUUUUAUACAUUUUAUUUGUAUCAAUUUUUUGUAAAUAAUACUUUUUAUUUGUAGAGCUUACUAACAUGGAAUGUCCUCGUAAAUACUUGUAAUUAAAAUCUUGACUUGAUCAAUGAAUUGAAAAGGAUUAAUAUAUUUAGCAAGGAUUUAAAUUAUUAUUCAACAACAAUAACACAGAAAUUGUCUUUAAACACUAAAAUGAUUGUUUUCAAAAUUAUAAUAUACAUAUUAAUGUCAUAUCAUACAGAAACUGUUCAGAUUUUUUUUCCAAUUUAUUUGUGAUUAAUCUAAUAAGCAUAUAAACUCACAGUACUUGUAUCAUGUAAUUUGUAUUGUUUGUUAUGAAUGGGACUUGAUGUUUGUAUGACGGCAAUAACAAUUGCUGUUCAACUCGUGUUGUAAUAAUUUUAUCCAGCAUUGUGUGUGUGUGUUCUGAAAACAUUUAUUAAUCAAACAUAUAUCUUCUGCUUAUCAUAUACAUUUAUAAUUAAAUUUUAACAAAAUGGGUA